CCUCCCAUAACGUCUCUCUCUGGGCAGUAUGGCCGCCGUCCUGUAGCUGUUAGUUAGUUAGCUCCUGUUAUACAUAAGAUUAAAGCAUCAUACUUUAAAACAUGUCGGCCCUACUUCUCUUGAAAAACUCGCUUGGCAGACUGCCGCCGAGCGUCGCCCGACAGGUUAUCGGCUGCUGUUAUCACACCGAGAGAGGUGUUUACGGGUACCGACCCAAACAGACCGACAGGGACCUGAAGUUUCAGAGCGACCGCAUCGCUGCACUAAAUCAAGAUCAUGGUCUUGUCCGUCUGGUGGAGGCGUACAGAGCACAUGGACACAAGGCUGCUAAAAUUAACCCCUUACUGCCCGACAAGCCUGUAGCUGACAGUGUCCCGGAGAUCAGCAUGCUGACUGGCACUAUAAGAGGACAACUCAACACCUCAGCUCUACAACACUUUGGAAAGGCAGAGGCUUCAGUGGAGGAGGUGCAGGCCUACCUGGAGGAAGCCUACUGCGGCCACCUGUCAGUGGAGACCAGCCAGCUGAGCAGCCUGGAGGAGAGGGAGUGGUUCGCUGACCGCUUUGAGGAGCUCAAGGGGAAAAGUUUCUCUGCUGAGGAGAGGAGGCAGCUGGCCAAGGUCAUGCUGGAGUCUCAGGAAUUUGACCACUUCCUGGCCACCAAGUUUGCUACUGUGAAACGUUAUGGAGGAGAGGGAGCAGAGAGCAUGAUGGGCUUUUUCCACGAGCUUUUCCACCAGUCGGCCCACAGCGGAGUUACCGACAUUGUCAUUGGCAUGCCCCACAGAGGUCGACUGAACCUCCUCACAGGCCUGCUCAAGUUCCCACCAGAGCUCAUGUUCCGUAAGAUGCGGGGCCUGAGUGAGUUCCCUGACACCUCACCCGCCAUCGGUGACGUCCUCUCCCACCUCACCUCCUCAGUGGAGUUGGAUUUUGGAGCCGGACAUCCUCUUCAUGUGACCAUGCUGCCCAACCCAUCCCACCUUGAGGCCAUCAACCCGGUGGCCCAGGGCAAAACCCGAGCCAGGCAGCAGCUCAGGAAAGAGGGGGACUAUUCACCCGAGGAGAACGCCCAGCCAGGGGACCAAGUCAUCUGUCUGCAGGUCCACGGUGACGGCUCUUUCACUGGUCAGGGAAUCGUCCCAGAAACUUUGACCCUCUCAAACCUCCCCCACUACAGGGUCGGUGGGAGCAUCCACCUCAUUGUGAACAACCAAGUGGGUUACACCACUCCAUCGGAGAGAGGGAGAUCGUCUUUGUACUGUAGUGACGUUGGUAAGAUGGUGAACUGUGCUGUGAUCCAUGUAAACGGAGACGAUGCAGAGGAGGUGCUGCGGGCCACUCGGCUGGCUGUGGAGUACCAGCGGCGUUUCAGGAAGGAUGUAAUCCUGGAUCUGAUCUGCUACCGUCAGUGGGGCCACAACGAACUGGAUGAGCCUUUCUUCACCAACCCAGCCAUGUACAAGAUCAUCCGCUCCCGAAAGAGUGUCCCGGACUCCUACUCAGAACAGCUGAUCUCUGAGGGUCUGAUGACCGACGCCGAGCGCGACGAGAUCAAAUCCAAAUACUACGGCAUGCUCAACGACAAGCUGGCCAACAUGACCCUGUACAGCCCACCACCCACCAACCUGCAGGGCCGCUGGGGGGAUCUGGUCGAACCCCAGGCUAGAGUCACCACCUGGGACACGGGCGUCCCCAUUCCUCUGCUGCAGUUUGUGGGAGCAAAAUCUGUGGACAUCCCCGAGCAAAUCCAGCUGCACAGUCACCUCAGAAAAACCCAUGUGCAGGCUCGGCUGCACAAGUUAGAAGAGGGCACCAAACUGGACUGGUCCACAGCAGAGGCCCUGGCCUUUGGUUCUCUCCUGUGCCAAGGCUUUAACAUUCGAAUCAGCGGGCAGGAUGUUGGAAGAGGCACGUUUAGUCAGCGUCAUGCCAUGGUGGUGUGUCAAGACUCCAAUGACAUGUACAUCCCUCUGAACCACAUCACCCCUCAGCAGACAGGUUUCCUGGAGGUGUGUAACAGCCCUCUGUCUGAGGAGGCGGUGCUUGGAUUUGAGUACGGUAUGAGCAUCGCACAGCCGAAGCUUCUUCCCAUCUGGGAAGCUCAGUUUGGAGAUUUCUUCAACGGAGCGCAGAUCAUCUUUGAUACCUUCAUCUCUGGAGGUGAAGCCAAGUGGCUGCUACAGUGUGGGAUGGUGAUCCUGCUGCCUCACGGCUACGAUGGAGCUGGACCUGAGCACUCUUCCUGCCGUAUGGAGCGCUUCCUUCAGAUGUGUGACAGUAAAGUGGAGGGUGUGGAUGACGACAGUGUGAACAUGGCCGUGGUCAACCCCACCACUCCCGCCCAGUACUUCCACCUGCUGAGGCGACAGAUGAUCCGAAACUUCCGCAAACCUCUCAUCGUGGUUGGACCCAAGACACUGCUCAGAUUUUCUGGGGCAGUGUCCAGCCUGACUGAACUGGCACCGGGAACAUCUUUCAGACCAGUGUUAGGUGAUACUUCAGUCUCAGCAGCAAGUGUCCAGAAGGUGGUGCUGUGCUCAGGGAAGCAUUACUAUGCCCUGCUGAAACAGAGGGAGGCAUCAGCAGCAAACCAGAACACAGCGCUCAUUCGUGUGGAGGAGCUGUGUCCGUUCCCACUGGAGGCUCUGCAGCAGGAGCUCGGAAAGUACUCCAACGCCAAAGAGUUCAUCUGGAGUCAGGAGGAGCCUCAGAACAUGGGUCCCUGGUCUUUUGUAGCUCCCAGGUUUGAGAGGCAGCUGGCCUGCAAGCUCCAGUUAGUGAGUCGACCUGCUCUGCCUGCCCCCGCCGUCGGCAUCGGGACCCUCCAUCACCAGCAACAAGAGGCCAUCCUCAACGCUACCUUCUCCUCCUAAGAGGAGCCAAAGUAACCAGUACUAACCAGUACAGAGACUUCAGUACAACACUACAUACUGUAUCUGUUGUGGUCCUCACAUCAUCAUCGCUAUAAGCACAACGCUGCUGCACGGCAGAUACGCGGGACCUUUAGAUGGUGUGGACGUUUGGUUUUGACACAAAUUGGUCACUAAUUUAAACAACAAAUCAAAGAAAGUGUUAAAGAGAAUAGUGUUGAUAAUUUUAGGUUUUAAUUGUUAUGUUUAUGUGGUUUAAAGGCGAGGUCUGACUUGCUGUCGACUUGUUUUUUCUCCCUCUUCCUCUCAUUUAAGAGCCUGUUUUCUUUAUUCUUUUGAUGUAAGAAAAAACACAUCUGCUAAUUUGGUUCGGAUCUGAAUCAAGGCCUUAGAGACAAUGUUUACAGUGUGAUUGUAGUAAAGAAGCUGACCAUUGUAUUUGUAGCACUCUGAACUCUAUCUUGCCUGUGUCAAACCUCCAUGGGCUCCACAUUUAGGCAAUCAAAACUAUAGUCGUCUCAUGCAUGUGGCAAUUUUUGUACUGUUCUGAACAGAAAAUAUCAGUGUAAGUUGUUAGAAAUCACUGAGUAUUAUCCUUGUGAUAUUUAUAUAAGAAUGUGAGAACUUUAACUGGUUUUAACAUUACAUUUAAGAGGGAGAUGAAAUGGUUUCUGAACGAACAAAGAGAGUUGUUACGAGUGUCACCAAUGUUUAUCCUACUAUGAGUUAGGUAUAUCUGGACAUUUCACGGUACAAAUUUGGGCUAAGAAAUAGUUGACUGUUUUCAUUAUUUAAUCAUAGUUUAAACUUGAGACUUGAGUUCAAAAUAUUGGCAUUAAAGGGCUAAUGUAAAUAAACUAAAUCAGAAUAUUCAAAUGGAAAUAUUUUCAAAUAAAUCUUAUUUUCAUGUUUGUGCA
This is a messenger RNA of Lates calcarifer (barramundi perch), 3790 nucleotides long. It is a transcript of the gene dhtkd1, whose product is annotated as dehydrogenase E1 and transketolase domain containing 1. Gene Ontology annotation, molecular function: thiamine pyrophosphate binding; oxoglutarate dehydrogenase (succinyl-transferring) activity. Gene Ontology annotation, biological process: tricarboxylic acid cycle. The record is from RefSeq and is a predicted model, not a curated record. Lineage: Eukaryota; Metazoa; Chordata; Actinopteri; Centropomidae.